AUGUUGCCCCAGAACCCUUGCGCUCCAGGCUCUCGCAUCAAUGGUGCUAUCAUUCGCCGCGUGCGAUCCAGUGGCCGAUCCACAUCAUACUACGAGAUCAAGGCCAAGGCAGUUGUCUUGGCCACCGGUGGUUUCCAGGGGUCGCCGAGCCUGACAGCCAAAUAUCUGGGCCAGGGCGGGGACAACAUUUUCGUGCGUUCGAACAGGGGCUCUGUGGGGGAUGGGUUUAAUCUAGCCAUCGGAGCAGGAGCAGGAACAAGUAGGGGCAUGAAUACCUACUACGGUCAUCUUAUGGCUGCUCCUCUCCGAGCAGAUGAAGUGGGGCCCAAGGACUAUCUUCCGCUAGCACAAUAUCAGAGUAGAUAUUGCUUGCUGCUCAAUCAGGGUGGGCGCCGUUUCGCGGAUGAGACAACUGGCGAUGAGAUAAUCAACCAAUAUCUUGCAAAGCAAGAGAAUCGACGUGGCUUCCUGCUGUUCAACGAGAAAACCCGCCUUCAACACUGUGUAUCUGCUUUAUUCCCGAAUGCAGGGAAUGUCGACCGCCCCCAAAAGGCUCGCGAGCAUGGAUGCAAUGUCGGAUCCGCGUCUACGCUUGCUGAACUCAUCGAGAUACUGACACAAUGGGGCGUGGACUGCGUGAACGCCAAGCGUACGAUUGAGGAAUACGAUAGAGUGGUUCGCCAAAGAGAAAAUGGACUAGCGCUUGACGUCCCCGUUGGCCGGGGCGGCUUGCCCCCAGCCUCUUUAGUGGAGGGCGAUGGUCCGUUUUACGCUAUGGAAGUGCAACCAUCGAUUACGUUCACCUAUGGAGGAAUAAACAUCGACAAGCAGGGCCACGCCCUCACUGCAGAUAAGACCAUAUUACCGGGAUUGCUUGUCGCUGGCGUCGAUGCUGGAGGUUUCAGCAAUUUGGGAUAUGCUGGCGGUCUUGCACUCGCUUUCGUCACUGGUAUUUGGGCAGCGAGGGAGGUGGCGCGAGAACUGGGACUCCCGCUACCGCGUCUUCCAGUGCCAGAUACAAGAGAUUCUAAGACUAAGCCGAGCAAGGGGCGUCUGUGA
Messenger RNA from Aspergillus chevalieri, 1059 nucleotides. RefSeq lists its product as uncharacterized. Lineage: Eukaryota; Fungi; Ascomycota; Eurotiomycetes; Eurotiales; Aspergillaceae. The transcript has 5 exons. The coding region runs from base 1 to 1059 and encodes 352 amino acids. The record is from RefSeq and is a predicted model, not a curated record.